This is a messenger RNA of Paramuricea clavata, 4102 nucleotides long. The record is from the annotation of a GenBank genome assembly. Lineage: Eukaryota; Metazoa; Cnidaria; Anthozoa; Malacalcyonacea; Plexauridae.
AUGAAAUGGAACCUGGCACGCAGUGGUUUUAUCGGUUGCAGAACUGCUAUUACAAAGUGGUCAAAGCAUGGAAUAAUCAACCUUUUGAUCCCAGGACAUGAUCCUCCCGUAGAUAUAACAAUUUACGUGGAUAUUUGUCGAAAUCCUGGCCCUGUACACUCGGGUUUGGAGUCGAAUAUAUCUCAAGGUCAAAGUCAAAAUAGCGGAACAUUUAUGCAAACUGCAGUUGUUGACAAAAUAACCUACAAUCGAAGCAAGUUACUUGAUAUCCGCCGUCAGUGUAUUACACGAGCCAACCACCAUUUAUUAUCAACACUUAAAGAUCUGGGUUUGCUACGUUAUAGAGGUUCGCGUGGUGGGAAACGUAAAAUCUCUGUCAUUAUUUCCCCUCGAGGCAGAGAAAGCCGCUCUGCCUGGGGUCAUACAACCGGAACGGUGAAUUGGAAUAAUUUGGUAUCAAUCAAAUGUCAUCCGGAAAACAACAAUAAUAAGACUUCUUCUCAAUUACCUCAUGUCCUACUUAGUAAUAUAAGAUCAUUAGUACCCAAGUUUGACGAAUUGUCUACGUUUUUAAUGUUAAACAAAGCGGACAUUGUUGCCAUUUCCGAAUCUUGGUUGAAUGAACGAAUAGACUCGUUAUUUGUUACUAUCGCCGGGUAUGAUUUAUAUCGUCUGGAUAGAUUGAGCGGUCGUGGAGGCGGUGUUUGUGCCUUCGUUUCUGAAAACAUACCAUGCAAACGGUUACUUGAUCUAGAAAACGCAAAUUAUGAAUGUAUGUGGCUAUGGUUGCGACCUUAUCGUCUGCCAAGGCCCCUCUGUGGUAUACUCAUUGCUGUUCUAUAUUGUCCUCCUGAAACAUGUGCCGAUAAACAGCGAGAAUUUGUUCAUUAUUUAAGUGAAACUAUUGAUAGUGUCCGUGAUUCAUCACCAGAUUGUGGAAUAAUUGUGCUGGGCGACUAUAAUAACCUGGAUGUAAGUGAUUUACUGAGUCAACACAGUUUAACCCAAGUAGUAAAAGAUCCUACAAGACUUAAGGCAACACUUGACCUUGUGAUCACUAACAUGCAGACAUGGUAUAAUGAUCCGACCGUAACAGCCCCAAUAGGAAGCUCAGAUCACAACACAGUUUUAUUGUACCCAAAAGCCGCAACCAAUAACCCUAACCAAAAGAAGGAAAAAUGCUUUGUACGCCGCUUUCCCCAGUCAAGUAUUAUCGCAUUUGGUAGGUGGUUAACUAACCAGGAGUUGUUACGUGAUUGCACAUCAACAGACGUUCAUGAACAAACCCUCACAUUCACUAACAAGAUCUUGGAAGCUAUGGAUAUCUUUUUUCCAUUAAAAUCAGUGAAGCUCCAUAAUUCUGAUAAGCCAUGGAUGUGUUCAUCUCUUAAACAACUUAUCUUGGAUCGCCAAAACGCUUUCCACAACGGUAAUAUGCCCUUGUGGAAACAUUAUCGCAAUAAGGUAAAACAAGCGAUCAUAUCCCAGAAACAAUCAUUUUACUCCGAAAAAGUGCGUCAUCUUAAACAGACAGAUAGUAGGUUGUGGUGGAAACUUGUGAAAAGAUUGUCUGGCAAUGCAAACACAUCGACAUCCUUUCACAUUGAGAAAAAUGGCUCUAUCUUAAAUGAUCAAGAUUUAGUUAAUGAACUGAAUGAAUUCUUCACCUCGGUAAAUGCUGACAUUCCACCACUUAAUCUACAUAACUUACCUGCGUUUUUACCAUCAAUAGAUCAGAAACCAACUAUUCAACCAUAUCAAGUACGCAAUAAACUUUUGAAGCUGAUUACAAUGAAAGCCCCUGGACCAGACAACAUCCCGUCAAAAAUUCUAAAGUCUUUUGCAUAUAUCUUAGCAGAACCCAUCACUGACAUCUUCAACGUUUCAUUGUCGUCAGGUGUUGUACCAGAAAUUUGGAAACAGGCAAAUAUAUCCUCUAUUCCCAAAGAGUCUCCACCUAAAAUCCUUUGUGAUUUUCGUCCUAUUUCCUUAACUUCAACCCUCUCAAAAGUUCUUGAAGAAUUUGUUGUUGACUGGAUUACUGAAGAUAUAUGUGAUAAGAUUGAUGCCAAACAGUUUGGUAGCCUCAAGGGUGGAUCUACAACAAAAUGCCUUCUGGAUAUGCUACACAACUGGCUAUCAAAUGCUGAUAAACAAGGAAAUUCGUUGCGAGUCUGUCUUCUCGAUUUUAGCAAGGCUUUUGAUCGUAUUAACAUCAAUAUCCUGAUUAAAAAACUCUUAAAUUUAGGAGUACGUAGGUGUUUGAUCCCUUGGAUAUGUAAUUUCCUAUCAGAUCGAAAACAGCGAGUAAAACUCGGAGAAACGGUAUCGGACUGGAUGUCAGUAAAUGCAGGAGUUCUACAAGGCACUAAAUUAGGUCCUAUUUUGUUCCUUAUUAUGGUAAAUGACCUUAUUCCACUUAAGAGCGAUUAUUGGAAAUAUGUAGACGACAUGUCGAUUUCGGAGGUAAUACCAAGAAAUGGUGUUUCAAAUAUGCAGUCAGAACUGGACCAUACAUCAUCUUGGGCCACUAACAACUAUAUGAAACUGAACACGAAAAAAUGUAAAGAACUUAGAAUAAGUUUUCUUCGCGAUAAACCCAACCUUUCCCAACUCUACAUCAAUGGUACUCCAAUUGACACUGUCGAUAGCGCUAAAGUUCUUGGAAUUUCUCUUCAGAAUGGCUUGAAAUGGAAAAGUCAUGUUGACAAUAUUACAAAGAAAGCUGCUAAACGGUUAUAUAUCAUACGUGUCUUAAAGCGUAAUGGACUUCCUGUUGAUGAUCUAAUAACAAUCUUCAAAACAUUAGUCAGAUCAAUCCUACAAUAUGGUUGCCCAGUCUGGCACUCGAGUCUUCCGACGUACUUGUCUGAUAAAAUUGAGAAAAUUCAACGAAGAGCUUUCCGAAUUAUAUAUCCGUUUCAAUCGUAUAAUGAUGCACUUUCAAUGUCUGGUUGUCUGUCAUUAGCGGAAAUAGACAACAAUUAUCUCAAAAACUUUUUAAACAAAUUAAGUCGACUAGUGGUGAUUGUCUGUCGUAUCUCAUACCAGAAACCAGAUUUCAGAAACAUGGCCGAAAACUUCGAAACAGUGAAAAUCUCGACAUUUUUAAAUGUAACACAAAUCGGUUCAAAAACAGUUUUUUCCCAACUAACGUUAGUUACUGCAACUCAAAUAGAUAAGCUCAAAAUAUUUUUAGACAUUUUAUAGUAGUAUAGUAAGUUGUAGAUAUUUAUAUAUAUAUAGAUUUUGGAUUCUCUAGAUGUAAAUGUAAAGUAAUUCACCAAUUGGUGCCAUUUUACAUAAUAAUAAACCAUCAUUAUUAUUAUUAUUAUUAUUAUUAAAUCUUGCAGCCGAAUUCGACCAGAACAAGUCAACCGGUCUUGAUGGUAUUCCUGCCUACUUCAUCAAGUCCUCGAAUAAUUCCAUUGCACCCAUAAUACUUCGCAUUUGUAACGUGAGCAUUGAAAAUGUUGUCUUUCCCAACAUGUGGAAGAAAGCUAGACUGAUUCCAAUCUAUAAAGCUGAAACACGUACUGAGAGAAACAAUUACAGGCCCAUUUCUAUAUUACCGAUUCUAUCUAAACUCCUCGAACGACAUGUUGCCAACUCAUAUGUAAAAUUCUUCACAGAAAAUGAUAUUCUAUCAAGUUGCCAGCAUGGUUUUCGAGCCCAUCACUCUUGUGAAUCUACUCUAAUAUUGAUCUGUGAACACCUUCUCGAUAACAUUGAGCAAGGUUUAAUUAAUGGUAUAGCUCUAAUUGACCUCUCCAAAGCGUUUGACCUGGUCGAUCAUAGAUUGCUACUGCAGAAAUUAGAACAAUAUGGCAUUACUCCAAUAGCUUUAAAAUGGUUUAAAUCGUAUCUAAAUGAUCGUUACCAAGUAAUAGAAAUUGCAUCAUUCCUAUCCAACCCAGCUCUGAUAAAGUCUGGUGUGCCUCAAGGAUCUAUACUAGGACCAAUUCUCUUUCUUAUCUUUAUUAACGAUGUACCCAGUUACGUUGGAAGUUGUAAGCCUUUUGUAGCUACCAAUCAGUGUAUGUAUAGAGUUCAGUGGGAAAGCCGCCCCAUAAAACAUUUCGGGUUUGGACGGCCAUAUUGA